GGUCACGCUGUUUAGCAGUCGAAAACACUACGUGAAAACGGUUCGUCAUAGAAUUUGGGAUUCCUUUGUCAUUAAAAAUAUUGUCGAAAUAAUAAAAGUACGGCUUAAAUUAAAUCAAAGAAUUAAGUUAAAUCGAAUAAGUAGCAAACUAGAAAGCAGGCUACAAAGACAUCAUCCUCAUCAUGGCUGUUAAUGUAUACUCCACAAAUGUGACGUCAGAGAAUUUGUCACGUCAUGACAUGUUGGCUUGGGUUAACGAUUGCCUGCAAUCGCAAUUCACCAAAAUUGAGGAACUAUGCACGGGUGCCGCUUACUGUCAGUUCAUGGACAUGUUGUUCCCAAAUUCAGUGCCCGUCAAGCGUGUCAAAUUCCGUACGAAUCUGGAGCAUGAAUACAUACAGAACUUUAAGAUCUUGCAGGCGGGCUUCAAAAAGAUGUCGGUCGAUAAGAUAAUUCCCGUUGACAAGCUUAUUAAGGGACGUUUCCAAGACAAUUUUGAGUUUCUGCAAUGGUUCAAGAAGUUUUUCGAUGCCAAUUAUGAUGGACGCGAUUAUGAUCCAUUGUCGCAACGCGGUGGCAUCAAGCUGGGCUCUGCUUGUGGCGGCAGUGGCAGUCAUGCUGGCAGCGGCGGCGGCAGUAGCAACAAUGAUCUUCAUCUGAUGCAUCGUCGUCCCCAGCACAGCACACUUCAGCAACAUCAUCAUCCACAGCAGCAGCAGCAGCCGCAUCAUAAUGGACGAAAUGCAGCAACAUUGCGCAACCAUCAGAUCGGUAUGGGAUCGUCGAAGAAUAAUAUUACAAAAGCAUUUGAAUUUGUUGGUGAUGAGAACGAAGCUGGUGACGGUGAUAGUCGCUCAGUCUCUAAGGUGCCGCCACGCACAACCAAUUCAACGCCGCCAAAUCGAUUGGUAGCUGGUAAUACGGGCGCAGUGAAGAAGAACGAUGCAGCCGGCGCGGCAUCCAAUCAUCAGAUCGAGGAGCUGUCAAAUCAGGUGCGUCCAGAGGUCAUGGAUAUGCGUUUGAAUUUGGAGGGUUUGGAAAAGGAACGCGAUUUCUACUUCUCUAAGCUGCGCGACAUUGAAAUUCUUUGCCAGGAAGCGGAUGAUGCUGAUCCAGCUCAGUUGAUUCAAAAGAUUUUGGACAUACUCUAUGCAACUGAGGAUGGCUUUGCGCCACCAGACGAUGCACCACCAGAGGACGAAGAGUACUAAAGGGGCGCAGCAGCAACAGCAGAAGCGACAGCAACAGCCAACAGCGACAACAUCCAGCCAAGAGCAACUGUUUGCUGCAUACUACACACAUAUUCAAAACAAACACAAAAAGAAGCAACGGAUUACAUUUAAGUCAAAAAUCUACACUAAACAAUACUACUACAGAAGCAACAACUACAACAAGGAACCAAUUAACCAACGAACAGUUAUAAUACACAACACAAUAGGAGGAGGGUUUGGGAUAUACCAUAUACAUAUAGAUUCCUACACGUUAUUAAUGAAACCAACAGCAGCAGCAGCAUAUACAUUCAUAUGUACAUUAGUUGGCAGCAGAUUGUAACAAAGAAAAAACAAAACACAACACAACAAAUCGCAUCAAUAUUCGGGUCUAAAACACAAUAUCAAAAUCUAUCAAAAUUUCUAUUUAACUUUCAUGUGUUUACCGCAAGUAAGAUAUCUAAAUGGCAAACAACAGCAUCUGAUUGAACAUGAAAUAAUUGUAUUACACAUUUUAGUUAACAUAAAAUGCGAUAAAACUGCUCAAUUUUCGUUUUCAAAGACCAAAAGCUGUGUGUGUUAUGUUGUGUGCUCCCUGUAAUUAUAAUACAAUAUUCACAAGUAAUAAGCACAGACGAUUAAUGUCUUUAGAAAUUCAUGUUCAUUCGCUUGCUGUUUUUGCUGUUUAGUUCGAAAGACAAAAGGUAAAAUUUUCAUAAUUUUCUUUUUGACAUUUUGUAUCUAAAUUCAUUUGUUGUGUGGGUAAACGUAAUAAAAAGAAAGCAAACAAGAACACAAAUGCUAGUACUCUGAGAGAGAAAUUGUUUAUAUGAUGAGACGUUUAUAAAUUAGUUUAUCCCUGUAUCGUAUAUUGUACGAUUGAUGUAGAAAAGCAAACACAAAAAAAUAUGAAUUUAAUAAUUUUAAAUAACAAUUCAAUCCUCGUAAUCGUUUUGAGUGUUGUUAUAUGUGGUAAACAGUCCCGAAAGUUGUGUACACAUUGUGAAGUACUCGUAGUGAUGAUGCAUGGGGAAUGCUGAGAUGAGAUAGGAUCGGAUGAGAUAUGAUAUAAUAUGGCAUUUGCAUUCAUAAUAUAAUAAUACUAUUUGAUUUCUUUUGAAUUUCUUUCAAUUUCAUUAACAAAAAGCAAACAAAACAAAUGCAAACGAGCAUUAUAUUAUGAAGAUAGUAGUAUUUAAGCCAUUUUUGCUCUCAAUUCUUUUUAGUUCUAUAUUUAUGUGUAAAAAAAAACAAUCUGAACGUUAAAAAAUUUAAAUAAAAACAAACGCAACUUUCUAAUUUCUAAACCAA
Drosophila nasuta is the source of this 2519-nucleotide messenger RNA. RefSeq names its product microtubule-associated protein RP/EB family member 1 (gene Eb1). The transcript is spliced from 8 exons. Bases 183 to 1211 code for a protein of 342 amino acids. The record is from RefSeq and is a predicted model, not a curated record. NCBI's taxonomy places the organism in Eukaryota, Metazoa, Arthropoda, Insecta, Diptera, Drosophilidae. Gene Ontology annotation, molecular function: microtubule binding.